Molecule: messenger RNA, 4182 nt
Organism: Malurus melanocephalus (red-backed fairy wren)
Lineage: Eukaryota; Metazoa; Chordata; Aves; Passeriformes; Maluridae
Gene: RUFY3
Product: RUN and FYVE domain containing 3
Exons: 18
Coding region: 538-2418 (626 amino acids)
Biological process (GO): regulation of axonogenesis
Cellular component (GO): cytoplasm
Molecular function (GO): metal ion binding
Source: RefSeq, a predicted model, not a curated record
GCCCGGCUCGCCAGCUCUGUUCAUUAGUCAGCCAUUUUGGUCGCCACCCUGCUSCCUGCGCACAGCCAAUCCCGGCGGCACUCGCUGCCCGGGCUGCGCGGGCACGGGGGACCGAGCGGCCGCAUUUCGGCACACCGGGACGCUGCUGCUCCGCUCGUCCUUSGCUUGCUGCUGGCCUCAUCGCCGGACCAAGACCUUCUUUUUGCUUCUGCCGCCUUUUUUUAUUUUUUCUUUUUCUAUUUUUSCCUGAUUUUCCCUGCCGCCUUUGGUGCAGAAGGCAGGUUUUCUUGGAUGCUGAGGAUCGAUAGGCUCUAGCAUAGCUGGAGACGACGGCAGUCGGUGGAAAGGAGGGAGGCAGAGCUGAGCGGGAAGGAGCAGCGUUUUUACCUUGCUUGAUCUAUGAAAAGGCCAGAGCAGCCUCUGUGAUCCUGAGCAAUCUGUCCUUUAAUCGCAAGGUAUUUCUGAUUUUCUUCUUCAGAAAGCUUUUGUUUUUAGUCCUUAUUUUGCCCCCGUUGUUGUUGUACCAGCUGAGUCAUCAUGUCUGCUCUGACGCCUCAAAGCGACAUGCCAACCCCCACCACAGACAAGAUCACUCAGGCUGCCAUGGAGACCAUCUAUCUUUGCAAAUUCCGCGUGUCGAUGGAUGGAGAGUGGCUGUGCUUGCGCGAGCUGGAUGACAUCUCGCUGACACCCGACCCCGAGCCUACCCACGAAGACCCCAAUUACCUCAUGGCUAAUGAACGCAUGAACCUGAUGAACAUGGCCAAGCUGAGCAUCAAGGGGCUGAUCGAGUCUGCGCUGAACCUGGGCCGSACACUGGACUCUGACUAUGCCCCCCUGCAGCAGUUCUUCGUGGUGAUGGAGCACUGCCUCAAGCAUGGCCUCAAAGCCAAAAAGACUUUUCUUGGGCAAAAUAAGUCAUUUUGGGGACCUCUAGAAUUAGUAGAAAAACUCGUUCCUGAGGCUGGAGAGAUUACAGCAAGUGUUAAGGAUCUCCCAGGGCUGAAGACACCUGUGGGCAGAGGAAGAGCUUGGCUUCGCCUGGCUCUGAUGCAGAAGAAACUUUCAGAGUACAUGAAAGCAUUGAUUAACAGAAAGGAUCUUCUCAGUGAGUUUUACGAGCCCAACGCACUGAUGAUGGAAGAGGAAGGUGCCAUCAUUGCUGGCCUCCUCGUAGGUCUGAACGUCAUCGAUGCCAACUUCUGCAUGAAGGGAGAGGACCUGGAUUCCCAGGUUGGAGUUAUCGAUUUCUCUAUGUAUUUGAAAGAUGGGAACAGCACCAAAGGCAGUGAAGGAGAUGGUCAGAUUACUGCUAUUUUGGACCAGAAGAACUAUGUAGAAGAACUCAAUAGACAUCUAAGUGCAACAGUAAACAACCUGCAGGCCAAGGUGGAUGCCUUGGAGAAAUCCAACACAAAAUUGACUGAGGAACUUGCAGUUGCCAACAACAGGAUCAUUACACUGCAGGAAGAGAUGGAGCGGGUUAAGGAAGAAAGYUCCUACAUCCUGGAGUCCAGUCGCAAGGCCACCAAGGACAGAAGUGCUGACGGGCAGGCACUGACUGAGGCACGGAAGCAGCUGAAGGAGGAGACUCAGCUGAGGCUGGAUGUGGAGAAGGAGCUGGAGGCACAGAUUGGGAUGCGGCAGGAGAUGGAGCUGGCCAUGAAGAUGCUGGAGAAGGAUGUCUGUGAAAAGCAGGAUGCACUGGUGGCACUCAGACAACAGCUGGAUGAUCUCAGRGCUCUAAAGCAUGAACUGUCUUUCAAGCUGCAGAGUUCAGACAUGGGWGUGAAACAGAAGAGUGAAUUAAACAGCCGCUUGGAAGAAAAAACAAAUCAGAUGGCUGCCACCAUCAAACAGCUGGAACAAAGAUUGCGACAGGCAGAGAAGGACCGGCAGCUGGCCCAGCAGGACAACCGGCUCUUCAAGCAGGAGUUUGGGGACAAAAUCAACAGCCUGCAGCUGGAAGUGGAAGAGCUCUCCAGGCAGCGGAGCCACCUGGAACUGGAACUAAGGCGGGAAAGAGACAGAUGGUCUCACAGUCACCAGCACAGCCAAGAAAGCAAAAAAGGCCCAAAGAAUUGGCUCAGACAGGAUGGGAAGCUCAAAAUCCACGAAGAAAAUGCUAAACUGAAGCAGCCASUGAGAGAGAACAGUGUCCUGCCACACAGGUCACCCAGCRGCGUGCAGGAAGAGCAGGAGCAGCUGGCAGGCCCUGGACAUGCUGAGAUCUGCCAGCUCUGCCAGGAGGAGAACAGCCGGAGCCAAAGAAAGAACAUCUGCAAGAACUGUGGGGGCACCUUCUGUGAAGCGUGCUCGGUGCACGAGCUGCCCCUCCCGUCCAGCAUCAACCCCGAGCGUGUCUGCAACCCGUGCCACCAGCGGCUCAUCCAGCAGUAUUCCAGCAGCCCCGUGUAGAGAACAGCUGGCAGAGGUGACAAACAACGGUUGGAGCUGCGUUUAUGGAGUUGUUCAGGGGGAAUGUGAAGACACUUGCCCAUGUGCUUUAGAGGUCAGAUGGGAAGCAAGCUUCUUGGUGUUUAGAGUCUCCUGUUACUAAAACAGCAGUCUGAGCCCUUCCCUGUACCAAAAUCCACCUGUGCUGUGGAGAUUGCAUUGGGAAUGUCACGGAGCAGCCCAGGGUGUGCCUGAGCAGUGUCAGGACUCUGGGAGCCCCUGCCCAAGCCAGAGCUGUUGUGUGCGUAAGUUGGGAAUGUUCUCACCCUCAUCCAUGUGGCAUGGGUGUGUGCUGCUGCUGCUGCUGCUGAGCAAAGGCUCCCCAAAACCCAGCAGGGGCAUUGGUAUUCCUCAGUCUGGCUGCACUUGAAAUCCCAUUUCCCCUUUUCCGGCUGCCCUGGACAGGCUGGCUCAUCCUGGGAACCCUGGUGGAUGGUGUGAGCAGGGCAGGCAGGACACCAGUGAACACAUCCUACCUGUGUUUUCUUGGCUCCCAGCUCUGGCCAGGGGCUCCAUCUGCACAGGGGUACCCCAAACAAGCUGUGAAUGUUCUGAUCCCCCUCUGUGCUUUAGGGGCUGGGCCCAGUCCCCAUCCCAGACACAGGUUUAGGGCCACUCAGACCCACCUCUCCACCUUGCACACAUGGAAAUGUUGUUACAAUAAACCUGGCAUUUCACUUUUUGUUGGAUCAAAACUAAAUGGGAACACUUUUCACCUACUAGAAAUUUUAAUUGCACAUACGGUUCAGAGAGGUUUCAUGGUUUGURCCACAUCAUUCUUUGUUACUGUUCACUCAAGGAAUUUUGUUAGUCCAAAAAGUGGUGGCUUUCUCGUGUCACGGUAGUGUUUGCUUCUUUUCCUACUGGCCCUUCCUGCAGUCCUUGAGACCACAGAAUGCCCUGUAGUUCAUAGAAAGYGGAUGCACUGGUGUGAAAUGCACUGGGGUUUGUACAUAUGUUGUUGGGGGCAGUGGUUAAUUCCUUGGAGGGGAUUUUCUAGUCAUUGGAUUGGCUGGAAGCGCAUGAAAAAGCCUCUUGGAGCUGAGGUACUGACAUGGUUGGUGCUGGUUUGUACCAYGAGUCAUCUCUCCUAGAUCCUUCUAGGAUCUGAACUUGCAUGUUCAGCCACCCAAUCCCUACUCUGCUCUUUGCUCCCAGAGUACCUUCCUGCCCCAUCUCCUUGCUGCUAUGCUGUAAAGUAUGGCAGGAGUUGUAAACAUUGAAAUACUGAAAGCCUGGACUUUAGGUGAAUUCCUGAGUUUUCUGAAGGGGUGGGACACUGGAGAUGGAUGCACAAAACACUCAAAUUUAGUGUCAGUAGUUCUGAAUACGUACUGUACAUAUCCAACAGUGAAUUCCUGCACCCAACUCCAGUGUGACUCAUCCCUCCAGAUGAAAGUAAGAGCCAGGCAAAGCAGAGGGAGGAUUAAACUGGACAUGGAGGAUUAAACUCCUUGGAGCAGGGAGGUGGCUGAGCCCCCUUCAGAGCAGAGCCUUGGUGGCUGCCAUUGGACUGGCAUUUUGGAAGCAGGACGGUGCUGGCUGCCACUUUGUGUCAUGCCAGUGUGGGCUGACACCUGGACCUUGCGAAUAGGGGAGCAGGUUUUCUGAUGUUUUGUUCCACAUAAGGUUUUCUGAUGUUAAUUUUCUUCCACACAAUUAAAAAACUUGAUCAUCUAUAUCCUGCCUCCUGAGUGGUCUUUCCAUUCCAUUCCCCUUGGGCUA